CGUAUUUUUCAUUAUCUGCAGAGUGGUAGAAGUUGAAGUAAAGUUGCAAUGUACGCGAGGAGAAUAAAGUGUAGGAAUCAGAGAUGGGAUUUAGUAUUUGGGCCAUCCAAAUAUUUGAGCAGGCCGGAUAGUGGUAAUUAUCAAUAUUUGAAUUGUAAAAGUUUUUCCCGGAGUAGGUUUAUAGAUGACAAUUCUAUCUCAAGACAUCUACUAGCUUCCUUGGGGGCACGAGGCGACUAUUUUAAUUGCCACGCUAGCUUGGAUGGGGCUUCGAAUUCAUUUUAUAAAAUUGUUCAGUUACGUCGGUAUAGUUCAGAAGGUGAUGGAAGGAAUGCUAGUGAGGGUAAGCAAAUACCUGUAAAAGAUGCAGCCGAUUUUGACAAGGGAAAGGCUAGGCAAGAAUUAGUUAGGGAAGAUGCAAAACAUUGUGAUCUUCAUGCUGAGCUUGGAGUGCAAGAUCAAAAGGAAUGGCUUAAAAGUGAAAAGCUUUCAAUGGAGAGCAAAAGGCGAGAAUCUCCGUUCAUCACUAGACGUGAAAGAUUUAAAAACGAGUUCUUGCGAAGGAUUGUUCCUUGGGAAAAAAUCACUGUUUCGUGGAAUAACUUUCCAUAUUAUUUAAAUCACCACUCAAAAAAUCUAUUGGUGGAAUGUGCUGCUUCUCAUUUGAAGCACAAAAAAUUCACUUCUUCGUAUGGUGCUCGUUUGACAUCCUCAAGUGGCAGAAUACUACUUCAGAGCAUUCCAGGCACUGAGCUCUAUCGUGAGAGGUUAGUUAGAGCACUUGCCCGAGAUCUAAGAGUUCCUUUACUGGUGCUGGACAGCAGUGUUCUCGCUCCUUAUGACUUUGGUGAUGAAUGCUCCUCAGAGUGCGAGUCAGAUGAUGAGAAUGCAGAAUCCGGUGAGGAUUGUGCUUCAGACUCAGAGGAUGAGAAUGAGAAUAGUGCAGCCAACGAGGAGUGGACAAGCAGUGGGGAGUCAAAAUCAGAUUGUAGCGAGAGUGAUGAAGUUGAUGUCGAGGCAACUGCUGAAGCAGCUCUCAAAAAGCUUAUUCCAUACAACGUCGAAGAGUUUGAGAAAAGGGUCAAUGGAGAAUCCGAUGUUUCUCCUGAGCCAUCAAAUUCUGAACCUAGUGAAACUUCUGGAAAAUCACAAAGACCACUAAGGAAAGGCGAUCGAGUGAAGUAUGUUGGGGCUUCUGUACAUGUUGAAUCUGAUAAGAGGAUCACAUUGGGGAAGAUAUCAACAUCUGAAGGUCCAAAAAAUGCUUAUACCAUUAUUCGUGGCAGGCCUUUAUCAAAUGGUCAACGUGGGGAAGUCUAUGAGGUCGAUGGAGAUCGAGUUGCCGUAAUUUUGGAUGUCAAUGAUGUAAAACAAGAUGGAGACAAUGAAGAGAAAUCCUCAGAGUCACCUCCAAAACCUCCAGUUUAUUGGAUACAUGCUAAGGACAUUGAGCAUGAUCUUGAUACUCAGUCCGAAGAUUGUGUUGUUGCAAUGGAGGUUCUAUCUGAGGUUGUUGAUUCAAUGCAACCUAUUAUUGUCUAUUUUCCAGACUCUACUCUAUGGUUAUCUCGGGCAGUUCCGAAGGCCAACCGCAGGGAAUUUAUUCAGAAGAUGGAGGAAAUCUUUGACAAAAUAACCGGCCCUGUGGUUUUGAUUUGUGGGCAGAAUAAAGUUGAAUCUGGCUCAAGGGAGAGAGAAAAAUUCACUAUGAUACUUCCAAACGUUGGACGCAUUGCCAAGUUGCCUCUAUCAUUGAAGCGUCUUGCAGAGGGGCUUAAGGGAACGAAGAGAUCUAAUGAUAGCGAAAUAUAUAAGCUUUUCACUAAUGUUUUGUGUCUACAUCCUCCCAAGGAAGAAGAAGUCCUCCGAACAUUCAAUAAACAACUCGAGGAGGACAGAAGAAUUGUGAUUUCUAGGAGUAAUUUGAAUGAAUUACACAAGGUUCUCGAGGAAAAUGAACUGUCAUGCAUGGAUCUGUUGCAUGUGAUUACUGAUGGAGUAAUAUUGACCAAGAAGAAUGCUGAAAAGGUUGUUGGUUGGGCUAAGAAUCAUUACUUAUCGUCUUGCCUGCUUCCGAGCGUAAAAGGGGAUCGAUUACAUCUGCCACGAGAAAGCCUGGAGAUUGCACUUGCGAGAUUGAAAGAUCAAGAAACAACUUCGCGGAAGCCCUCUCAAAGUCUGAAGAACCUUGCAAAGGAUGAGUAUGAGACCAACUUCGUUUCGGCUGUGGUGCCUUCUGGUGAGAUUGGUGUGAAGUUUGAUGAUAUAGGUGCUCUUGAAGAUGUGAAGAAGGCACUGAAUGAACUUGUAAUUCUUCCAAUGCGAAGGCCCGAGCUAUUCUCUCACGGGAAUUUGUUGCGGCCUUGUAGAGGAAUAUUACUUUUUGGGCCUCCUGGGACUGGGAAAACUCUUCUAGCCAAGGCACUUGCUACCGAAGCAGGAGCAAACUUCAUCAGUAUAACCGGAUCGUCACUUACAUCUAAGUGGUUUGGUGACGCUGAAAAGCUUACAAAGGCCCUUUUCUCCUUUGCCAGUAAACUAGCUCCUGUGAUCAUUUUUGUUGAUGAGGUUGACAGUUUACUCGGUGCUCGUGGCGGUGCUCUUGAGCAUGAAGCUACAAGAAGAAUGAGAAAUGAGUUUAUGGCAGCAUGGGACGGGUUGCGGACAAAGGACAGCCAACGGAUUCUUAUCCUUGGUGCAACGAAUCGGCCAUUUGACCUAGAUGAUGCCGUCAUUCGAAGACUACCCAGAAGGAUAUACGUAGACCUUCCGGAUGCUGCAAACCGAAUGAAGAUUCUUAAAAUAUUUCUUGCACAUGAAAAUGUAGUACCUGAUUUCCAGUUUGAUGAACUUGCAAAUGCAACUGAGGGGUACUCUGGCAGCGAUUUAAAGAACCUCUGUGUUGCUGCAGCGUAUAGACCUGUCCAAGAACUUUUAGAAGAAGAAAAUCAGGGAGGUCGAAAUGACGGUGCUACGACCUUGAGGCCGCUUAAUUUGGAUGACUUUAUUCAGUCAAAGGCUAAGGUCGGACCAUCAGUUGCCUUCGACGCGGCGAGCAUGAACGAGUUAAGAAAAUGGAACGAACAGUAUGGAGAAGGUGGCAGCCGGAGUAAAUCGCCCUUCGGCUUUGGAAACUAAGGUUCUUCAUCGGUGUGAUUAGGGCAAAGGAAAAUGCGGGGCCUGUCCAUGUCUGCAGAUUGAGCGUUGAGAAAUGGCGACACGGCGCUCAUCUGAGAAGCUCAAAAGCGGAAUCGUCGGCGCACGAUGCGGCGGACUGGGCGGGGAAUCGGCGACUGUUGCGCGAAAAUGAUUCGUACGUUGGAGCUUUUUGGUUGAACUAUACCAUCAAAUCUGAAACGGAAUCAUGAACUGCCCCACGACCUGCUCUGCUACCUCUUUCUCUCUCUCUCUCUCUCUCUCUCUCUCUCUUUUAUUCAUUCAUUCAUGAACCCUACAAUUUAGCUUCUUUCACUUUCAUAUACCUUUCAUUUUUAUUUCUUGGUAUGCUCUGAUUGGUACUUAUUUCAAUGAAUUUCAUUCUCUGGUA
This is a messenger RNA of Momordica charantia (bitter melon), 3547 nucleotides long. NCBI's taxonomy places the organism in Eukaryota, Viridiplantae, Streptophyta, Magnoliopsida, Cucurbitales, Cucurbitaceae. The record is from RefSeq and is a predicted model, not a curated record.